Scomber scombrus (Atlantic mackerel) is the source of this 9974-nucleotide messenger RNA. RefSeq names its product assembly factor for spindle microtubules (gene aspm). Bases 1 to 9903 code for a protein of 3300 amino acids. The record is from RefSeq and is a predicted model, not a curated record. NCBI's taxonomy places the organism in Eukaryota, Metazoa, Chordata, Actinopteri, Scombriformes, Scombridae. The transcript is spliced from 27 exons. Gene Ontology annotation, molecular function: protein binding.
AUGUCCGAAACGACAACUUCGAGCCAGAGAGGAUUUCUGGACUUCAGUCCGAUAAGGAAAGUCUCAAACAAGGAGAAUGAUGUCCCUGUUUUGAGUUUGAUCCAGUUUUCAAAGGCUCCUUUUGUGACAUUUGGAGCAGUGAAGUUGGGCACCUCAAAGGCGGCUGUUCUGCGGAUUGAAAACCCCACAGAGGACGUAGAAGCAGAGGUUACUGUAGAAAAGAUCCCGUCUGGUAAAGGCUUUUCUGUGGACUACAACUCGUUCCUAAUCGAGCCUGAGGGAUCAUUCGACCUGACAAUAACCUGGACUCCAACAGAGGAAGGUGGAAUAAGAGAGCUCAUCAUCUUCAAUGCCAAUGGCGUCGUCAAGCACCAGGCUAUUUUGCUUGGGAGAGCAGAAGCACCCAAAAAGAAAAAGAAGAGCUUAUGGGACACAAUCAAAAACAAAAAGGAGGGUGAAAAGGUAGUCGCCCCGAGGAGAAAGAAAACAGAGCCUCCCUUGAAGAUGGCAGUCAAUAAAACCUUCCAAGUGUCCCGAAAGCCGCAGUACAAAUGUGACAGACCCCGCAGCCCGCUCACUUCAUUGAACAAGGCCAAGGCUGUCAGAGAGAGGUCGCUCUCCAAUCUCAGUCCCACCGAUGCUCACCCUCAGAAAUCAGAGGAGCAAAAGGCUUUAAAUCUCAUUCAAAGGCAACGGUCUCUCACCUUGUCCGACCAGGAGAAUAUCCACCACGUCCAGAAUAGCUCCCCUCUGGUUCUGCUCGUCCCCACAACGAAGGUGACGGAUCCAGGUCUGUCGUCUGCUAGCCCAGAUGUGGCAGGAAAACUUGAAAACAAAGAUCUUGCCAAAAUACUUAACAGGACGUUGUCACCUAUCGGGACACCAGAGAGGUUUAAGAAGUUCAUGCCUCGCAUCCAGUCAGUUGAAAGCCCAGCUCCCACUUUUGUAAAGUCUGAUGCUGAUGAUACUGGCAGUCUGUUACCAAGAAGCCCAGUUUUAUCUAUAAAAGAUGCACUGGCCCUGAUAGACUCUGAUCUGAGCCGCAUCACCAGUCCUCGAGACGGUAAUUCCAGUUGUGACUUUUCAGAUUCACUAGAAUCUAAAAGUGGGAAUCGAGACGGCGAACCAGGGCUAAAUGUCCUCAAAGCCUUACCUGACAGCCCAGAGGUGUCUGAGUCCAACGAGCCGAGACUUACUUUCUUUGUCAGCAAAACAGUGGUUGUGAGUGAGGUUGUUGUUUCAGAGGCAGAGUCUGAUAAAGGUGUAGAAAGAGUCAAAAAGACAUCCUUUACCUCUGCCACAGUGACCAAGGGCAAAGCACCGUUGGAGGAAAAUAGUUUAAGUGGACGGAAAAUAAAGAAGUCAAGGCGGAGGCUGUUAGAGAGAACACUUGAUGUGUCUGACGGCAGCAGUCAGUGUGAGUCUGGACCAGGAACACCAUAUCUUCCUGUUAUAGACCCGGACGCAAGAACCAGCAGAUGGCAAAACUCUGAGGAAAUCGUCUCCCUGUGUGACGACAAAGUACUGGCCCGAGAGUUUAUCUCCUCCAGCCCGAAGACAAGGGUCGAUUGCUCACCUACUCCCAUCACCUUCCCUGUCACCUCUCCUCCGUCAAUGGCUCCUUCUCGCUUCAGUUUCUCUGUCACUUCCCCUCUUCCCCCCCCUCCUGCUGCGCCAUCGCCAACGGCUAUCCCACCCCAGUUCAUAUCAGCACCCCUGUCCGUUCAAGACUCAUUCCCCAUUCACGUGCCAGCGAAGAGCAAGAAGAGAAAGAGUGGCGAGUACUUGAAAAGUGACGGGAAGCUUGAGGACGGCGGGAAAACGGAACGGGUUAAAAGGACCAGGGUGGUUGCUGUCAAAAGUGAACAAACCAGAUCACUGCAAGAGAAGAGGAGUGCGUCUCAGAGGCAGCAGCCACGAGCAGCAGUGCGCUCGAUGACAUCAUCAUCUUUAAAGACCGCAAGGUUGGCAGUCGCUGCCCAGGCAAAGCAGCCCACCUCCAAACCCACCUCACGAGGUGCCCAGUCUCUGAGGUCAUAUGCUCCAUCUGUGAAGACGGCAAAAGUGGUUGCUGUAGCGCAGUCAAAGCUGAGCUUCAUUAAACCUGCACACACAGCCAUACCAAGACACCCGAUGCCGUUUGCCGCCAAGAACAUGUUCUAUGACGAGAGAUGGAUUGAGAAGCAGGAGAGAGGAUUCACGUGGUGGAUCAACUACGUCCUCACGCCAGACGACUUUAAAGUCAACACUGAAGUCACGAAAGUAAACGCUGUGUCCCUUGCCAUGGGAAGCGACAAGUACAACGUGCCCAAAGCGCCCACCAAAGAAGAGAUGUCCUUCAGCACCUACACAGCCCGACGGAAGCUGAACCGCCUCCGUCGUUCUGCCUGCCAGCUGUUCACGUCCGAGGCCAUGGUCAAGGCCAUUCAGAAGCUGGAAAUCGAGGUGGAAUCCAAGAGGCUGCUCAUCCGAAAAGACCGCCAUCUUUGGAAGGACAUAGGUGAACGCCAAAAAGUCCUCAACUGGCUUCUUUCAUACAAUCCGCUGUGGCUUCGGAUUGGGCUCGAGACAAUCUACGGGGAGUUGAUCUCACUGGAGAACAACGGUGAUGCGUUGGGUCUGGCCAUGUUCAUCCUCCAGCGGCUGCUGUGGAACCCAGACAUCGCUGCACAGUUCAGACACGCCAAAGUGCCUAAUCUUUACAAAGACGGCCACGAGGAGGCGCUGUCCCGCUUCACUCUGAAGAAGCUGCUGCUGCUGGUGUGUUUCUUAGACAAGGCCAAAGAGUCUCGGCUGAUUGAGCACGACCCCUGUCUGUUCUGCAUGGACGCGGAAUUCAAGAUGAGUAAAGACCUGCUCCUGGCCUUCUCCAGGGACUUCCUGAGCGGAGAGGGGAUCCUGCCCCGGCACCUCGGUUACCUCGGGUUACCCGUCUCACACGUUCAGAAGCCCCUGGACGAGUUCAACUUCGCUGUGAAGAAUCUGGCAGUUGACUUGAAAUGUGGAAUUCGUCUAGUGCGUGUGAUGGAGCUCCUCACCCAGGAGUGGAUUUUGUCAGAGAAGCUUCGUCUGCCCGCCAUCAGCCGCCUGCAGAAAGUCCACAACGUCGACAUUGCUUUAAAAGUGUUGAAAAGCAAAGGGGUCGACCUCAAGGAUGAACACGGCUCCGUCAUUGAUUCCAGAGACAUUGUGGACGGACACAGAGAGAAAACUCUGAGCCUCUUGUGGAAAAUCACUUUCGCUUUUCAUGUGGAGGUGAUCUUGGACGAGGAUCAGCUGAGGGAGGAAAUCGGCUUCCUGAAGAAAACCCUGCAGACCAAACGGAGGCUGGCGUUUCUGAGGGCCGAUCGAGGCCUUCAGCCCAGUCCUGUAAAAGCGAGAGUGCCGUAUGAGCACAGCAGCACUAAGAUCACCCUGCUUAUGAACUGGGUCCGUGCUGUGUGUGACUUCUACAAUCUGAAGGCGGAGAACUUCACCGUGACGUUCUCGGAUGGCCGCGUCCUCUGCUACUUAAUCCACCACUACCACCCCAGUCUCCUACCAGAGGAGGCCGUCAGUCACAGCACCACUCAGACUGUCGACUGCUCAUCGAGGGGUCGCCUGGAGCUCGACUGCUCAGCCAGCGACUCUGACAACUCCUUUGAUUCCCCAAUGACGACGGGCUUGAACGAUUCUCCCUCAGUGGAAUUUAAAAAGCUGCUGGAAAAUGAGAAGAACAACUUCAGACUGGUGAACUCUGCCGUGGCUUUCCUGGGCGGAGUUCCUGCCAUGAUCAACCCAGAUGACAUGUCCAACACCAUCCCCAAUGAGAAGGUUGUGAUGUCCUACCUGUCCUUCCUGUGCGCUCGUCUUCUGGACCUGCGUAAUGAAACCAGAGCAGCUCGGGUCAUCCAAGGUGCCUGGAGGAAAUACAGACUAAAGAAAGACAUCCAGCUCUACAAGGAGAGAAACAUGGCUGCUGUGAAAAUCCAGUUAGUUGUGCGGAGUUUUCUCCAGAGGCGCAGAGCUAAGAAGCAGAAUCAAGCUGCCGUUAUCAUCCAGUCACUCUGGAGGGGUUACGUCGCUCGCAAUAGACUGAGGCUAGAAAAACAGGCUCAAAUCCGAGCUGUGAAGAACGAAGCAGCAACCGUCAUCCAGGCUCAGUGGAGGAUGUUUUCGGCCAUGAGGGCUUACCAGCGCCUCACAUACUACGCUAUUAUUGUCCAAGCACAAUGGCGCAUGCGUAGGGCGGCCUCUGUUUAUGGACGAAUCCGCUGGGCGGCAGCAGUCAUUCAGAAAUACUCACGAGCAUGGACUCUUGCAAGAAGAGAGCGAGAGCGUUAUCUCUCCCUCAGAACUGCAGUGGUGAAAAUACAGAGAGGGUUCAGAAGAUGGAAAACCCAGAGAGCAGAAAAGGAAAAUCGUGCUGCAAAAGUGAUACAAACGAGGUUUAGGAAAUGGUACGAGGAAAAAAGGGCAGAAAAAAACUGUGCGGCUGUGAGGAUUCAGUCUUGGUACCGAAUGCAGAGGUGUGUCCAUCAGUACAGAAAGCUCAAGAGAAGCACCAUGCUCAUUCAAGCCCAUUACAGAGGUCUUGCCCAGAGGCGCCACUUUGAGAUGUUGAAGCUGCAGCACCACUCUGCUAUUAUCAUCCAGAGUGCCUUUAGAGGGCAUUCUGUGAGGAAACAGGUGGCAGAGAUGAAAUAUGCCUCAGUCACAAUCCAGCGCUGGUUCAGAGCCUGUGUUAAAAGAGACAUGGAAAGGGAAAUGUUUGUGAGGAUGAAAUGUGCCGCCGUAACCUUACAGGCAGCGUAUCAUGGGAAAGUGGCUAGAGAGUUGCUGAAAAAACAGUGCGACGCAGCAACAGUGAUCCAGGCCGCUUUUAGGAAGUAUGCUGCCCGAAGGCACUACCUCGUCUUGAGAAAAGCUGCCACUGCGAUACAGCAAAAGUACAGAGCCACGGUUUUGGCUCAUAAGACAAGGAAGGAGUAUGAAGCUCUGAGGAAUGCCGCGCUCACUAUACAAGCUAACUGGAGAGGGCGAGCUGACAGGAAGAGGAUGGAAAAACGCCACCGGUGCGCAACGCUGAUACAGGCCUACUACCGUCGACACAAGGCGCAAGCAGAGUACAUGUCAAAGAAGGCAGCGGCUGUAGUCGUACAACAUCACUACAGAGCUUAUGUGGCUACAAAAGAGAUGAGGGAAUUAUACCUGCAGAAGAGAGCAGCCUGUGUCACUCUCCAAGCUGGAUUUAGAGGCAUGAGGGUUAGAACAGAACUGAAGAAAAAGCACCAAGCAGCGACUGUCAUUCAGUCUUCAGUUAGGAGGUUUUUAAGCAGGAAACAGUAUAUCCUGCUUCAAAGUGCAGCAAUCAUUGUCCAGAGUCAGUACAGAGCUCUUCAGCUCCGCAGGACACAGCAACAUGAGUACAGAGAGUUGAAGAAGGCUGCCAUAAAAAUACAAGCAGUUUAUCGUGGAUUUAGAGUAAGGGAAGACCUGAAGAAGAGGCACAACGCUGCCAGAGCAAUCCAAGCUCAGUUUAGGAUGCACAGAAUGCGUAUUGCUUACCUUGCCACCAAAUGUGCCGCCAUCAUUAUUCAGGAACGCUACAGGGCCAAGAUGCUUAGGGAUCAACAGAUCGAGAGGUACAGAGCUAUGAAAUCUGCGGCUGUAGUCAUCCAGGCAGCGUAUCGUGGCCACACAGUCAGGAUGGAGAUUGCAGACAUGCACCGAGCUGCUACCGUGAUUCAGAGAAGAUUUCACACCGUCCGAGAGAGAAAUCGAUUCCGAGCCAUGAAGGCAGCAGCUUUAGUUUGUCAGCGGUGGUACAGAACAAUGACCGUGAUGAGGAAGGACCGUCAAGACUAUCUGUCAAAGCGCAGGGCGGUCAUUUGUCUGCAGGCAGCCUACAGGGGAUACGAGGUCAGAAAGCAGUUGCGCAUUAAACGCCAAGCUGCCAUAACAAUUCAGUCUCACUUCCGCAAGUACCAGCAGAGAACUUACUACAAGAGGCUCCACUGGGCCGCCGCUGUCUUGCAAGCACGUUACAGAGCCAACAAGAAAAUGAGAGAGGAGAUGCAAAGUCUGACAGCGAAGAAAGAUGCAGCUGUUGUUUUACAAGCUGCCUUCCGUGGAAUGAAAUCCAGACGAAUCAACAAACAAAGGCAACAGGCUGCCAGUGUUAUACAGAGAGCGUACAGAGCUCACUGUGAGCACAAGCAGUAUAUGACCUUAAAAUCCUCGGUCCUCACCAUUCAGCGGAGAUAUCGAGCCGCUGUAGCAGCGAAGGAGCAAAGAAAACAAUACUUGUAUAUGCGGAGUGCAGCCAUUAUUCUUCAGGCAGCAUACAGAGGCCAGCAAAUCAGAAAGGAGAUUGCUUGUUGGCAUCAGGCUGCAACUGUGAUCCAGUCUGCAUUCAGAAAGCACAGAGAGGUAGUUAAGUUCCAGGCCAUGCGUUUGUCAGCCAUGAUCAUCCAGAGGUACUAUCGGGCCUGUAUGCUUCAGAGACAGGAAAGGGAACGCUUCCUAAAUGUCAGACGAUCUGUUAUCGUUCUUCAGGCAGCUUUCAGAGGUCACUGUGUGAGAAACAACCUCGCCAAGAUGCACAAAGCAGCUACUGUCAUUCAAGCAAACUUCAAGAGGCAUAAGCAGCAGUCAGCCUUCAGGAGACAACGCUGGGCAGCCCGUGUCUUACAGCAGAGGUUCAGAGCUCAGAGACAGAGGAACCUUGAGAUUAAACAUUAUCAGGAGGUCCGAAAGGCUGUCAUUAACCUACAAGCUGCCUUCCGUGGAAUGAAAUUCAGACAAUCCAUCAAACAAAGGCAUCAGGCCGCCAGUGUUAUCCAGAGAGCUUUCAGGACACACUGUGAACGCAAGCAGUAUAUUACUAUAAAAUCCUCCGUACUUGCCAUUCAGCGGCGGUAUCGGGCUACUGUAGCAGCAAAGAAACAAAGGCAACAAUAUCAAAAAAUGCGCCAUGCAGCCAUCACCCUUCAGGCAGCAUACAGAGGCCAGCAAAUCAGAAAGGAGAUUGCUUGUUGGCAUCAGGCUGCAACUGUGAUCCAGUCUGCAUUCAGAAAGCACAGAGAGGUAGUUAAGUUCCAGGCCAUGCGUUUGUCUGCUAUCAUCAUCCAGAGAUACUAUCGAGCCCGUAUUCUUCAGAAAAGAGAAAGGGAACGCUUCCUAAAGGUCAGACAUUCUGCUAUCAUUCUUCAGGCAGCUUUCAGAGGUCACUGUGUGAGAAACAACCUCGCUAAGAUGCACAAAGCAGCUACUGUCAUUCAAGCAAACUUCAAGAGGCAUAAGCAGCAGUCAGCCUUCAGGAGACAGCGCUGGGCAGUCUGUGUCUUACAGCAGAGGUUCAGAGCUCAGAGACAGAGGAACCUUGAGAUUAAACACUAUCAACAGCGCAGGAAAGCUGCCAUCGUGUUGCAGGCUGCAUAUCGUGGAAUGAAAUCCAGGCAAGUCAUCAAACAGCAUCACCAUGCUGCCAGUGUUAUCCAGAGAGCUUUCAGGACACACUGUGAACGCAAGCAGUAUAUUACUAUAAAAUCCUCCGUACUCGUGAUUCAGCGGCGGUAUCGGGCUACUGUAGCAGCAAAGAAACAAAGGCAACAAUACCAAAAAAUGUGCCAUGCAGCCAUCAUCCUUCAGGCAGCAUACAGAGGCCAGAAAAUCAGAAAGGAGAUUGCUUGUUGGCAUCAGGCUGCCACUGUGAUCCAGUCUGCAUUCAGAAAGCACAGAGAGGUAGUUAAGUUCCAGGCCAUGCGUCUGUCUGCCAUUAUCAUCCAGAGAUACUAUCGGGCCCGUAUUCUUCAAAGACGAGAAAGGGAACGCUUCCUAAAAGUGCAACGUUCUGCUAUCAUUCUUCAAGCAGCUUUCAGAGGUCACUGUGUGCGAAACAACCUCGCCAAAAUGCACAAAGCAGCUACUGUCAUUCAAGCAAACUUCAAGAGGCAUAAGCAGCAGUCAGCCUUCAGGAGACAGUGCUGGGCAGCCUGUGUCUUACAGCAGAGGUUCAGAGCUCAGAGACAGAGGAACCUUGAGAUUAAACAUUAUCACGAGGUCCGAAAGGCUGUCAUUAACCUACAAGCUGCCUUCCGUGGAAUGAAAUUCAGACAAUCCAUCAAACAAAGGCAUCAGGCCGCCAGUGUUAUCCAGAGAGCUUUCAGAGCCCACUGUGAGUGCAAGCGGUAUCUUACCUUAAAAUCCUCCAUCCUCACCAUUCAGCGGCGGUAUCGGGCUACUGUAGCAGCCACAACACAGAAGACACAAUACUUGGAAAUGCGCAGUGCAGCCAUCACCCUUCAGGCAGUAUACAGAGGCCGGCAGGUCAGAAUGGAGAUUGCUCGUCAGUGUCAGGCUGCCACUGUGAUCCAGUCUGCAUUCAGAAAGCACAGAGAAGUAGUUAAAUUCCAGGCUAUGCGUCUGUCUGCCAUUAUCAUCCAGAGAUACUAUCGGGCCUGUAUGCUUCAAAGACACCAAAGAAACCAGUUCCUGAAAAUCAAAAAAUCCACAAUCAUCCUUCAAGCUGCUUUUAGAGGCUGGUGUGUCAGGAGAGACAUUUGUCGACAAAGUCAAGCUGCCAUUUUGAUCCAGUCAUACUGGAGAUGCUCAGUCCAAAGGCGUAUCUACCAGAGGAAGAGAGAGGCAGCUGUGAAGCUACAGCGCAGGGUCCGUGCUGUGCAGCUCGGUAGGGUGGAGAGGAACAACUACACCCGAGUAAGGCAGGCCGCCAUCACACUUCAGACUCACUGCAGAGACUGGAUUGCAAGAAGACAGGUGCUAGAGGCAGCCAAAGCAGCGAGGAGACUUCGUUUCACGGCAGCGGUUUUCCACCAUCUCAGUGUUGUAAAGAUCCAGAGAGCCGUAAGAGCUCACUGGGCCUUGGAGUCUGCUAAAAGACAGAUCCAUUCUGUUAUCAGCAUACAGCGCUGGGUGCGAACGAGACAGCAGAGGAGACGGUACCUGGAGGACAGGAGGAAGGUGGUUAUAGCCCAGAGAGCGGUCAAACGCUGGUUAGCUCGUCGCCACAAGGCUGCGUCCGUCAUCCAGCAGGCCGCUCGGAGAUUCCUACACCUCAGGCGCCAAAAGAGGAUUCAGAAGGGCAUUGUCAAAGCUCAGGCUCUGUGGAGAGGUCACCGCUCCCGCCAGCUGACUGACAAUCCCAAAAUGAUAAAGUUGAGACACAACUUACGUAAAGUCACGGCCAGUGCACAAGAGGAGGACAAACUGUGCAACAAGACUUCGUCCGCCCUGGACUACCUCCUUCGUUACAAACACUUCUCCUACAUUCUAGAGGCCCUAAAAAACCUAGAGACCGCCACCAGGCUGUCUCCAGAGUGCUGUGAGCGGCUGGUAGAGAGCGGAGCCACCAACGUCAUCUUCACUCUCAUCCGCUGCUGCAACAGGAGCGUCCCCUGCAUGGACGUCAUCACCUACUCCAUCCAGAUCCUCCUCAACCUCUCCAAGUACAACAAGACCACUGAGGCAGUGUUUUCGGUGGAAAACUCUGUGGAGACGCUGCUGGACCUGCUUCAGAGAUACCGGGAGAAGGCGGGGGAUAAAGUGGCAGAAAAGGGCGGCAGCAUCUUCACCAAGGCCUGCUUUCUUCUGGCUCUCCUCUUGCAAGACAAACGCCGGGCUGUGGAAGUUAUGAAGCUACCCAAGGUCUUGGAUAGGAUACGCAGCAUUUACCGCCUCACUGCUCGCAAACACAAGAUGGACGCAGAAAGAACUGUUACCAAACAGAAGAUGAAUGCCUCAAUCAAUGGGAGUUUCUAUGUUCAAGCGACACCUCGUAAAUCCCGUCCUAUGCCAAAAUUUGCACCGGAUUGGGUUCUUAGGAAGGACAAACUCAAAGAUAUCGUGGACCCUCUCAGGGCCAUUCAAAUGGUGGCAGAGACACUGUCCAUUGUUUUGUAAAUAGCUUUUAAAAUCACAUCUCAUCUUUUUUUUUUUUAUUAUCUGAAAAUAUUGUUUUAUGUACCGUUUUU